AUGGCGGUACUUGCAGCACCCGCCCUUCCCGCCCAUACAAGCUCCUUGUCCCUGAACGGCCCAUGCCAACCACGAGGAUUGCAUGGCCAGGGGCAGAGACUGGCUCCGGGCGCCUAUGAUCGACGGUACAUGGGCUACGCGGAUCCUGAUGCCCGUGAAGGUGUUCAUGCCAUCUACAACAACAUGCCGCCGGCUUCCUCUGGCACUGGAGGUCAUGUUACUGCGUACCAGUGCGUGCCAGACUCGGCUCUCCAAGGAGGAUUCGUGAUCCUGAAGGAACCGGGCACGCUGCUACAAGAGCUGAGUAGCCCGGCAAUCGCUCACAACGGCAGGACUUUUGACGAUCAAUACGGGCUCGAGGUCCCGAGAGAGCCAUCCGGCCUCACCUGGGAGGGUUGCGACCCAUCCCAGGACGGAAUAUCGUUGAUGCGCGCUUCAGUCAUGGGACCUGUCCCGAACAACCCCACGCUCCCAGAAUCUGCCACAGAGCAAGACCGGAACAGAACCAAAGGUGUACAGGUGGCGCUGGUACCCAAGGAGUCUCCACAUUGCUUGUCGUCGUACAUAAACGGCCAAUGGAGCCUCAUCAACUUCACCUUCAAGGCGACCGUAACUAAAAACUUCAGGUACGACGAAGCGGAGAAAUGCUACUUCGCCUACCGCAAAAACUUCAUGAGCGUCGAUUGCUCGGUUGUCUUCCCGUCCUACGGAGGUGACGAAUUUGUGCUCUGGACAUGCCCGGAAACAGGGGCUCUUCACAGAGUCCUCGUGUUUGGCGUAGGCGUGUCUGCCACAUCCGACAGGGACAACAGGCCGAUCGUGCUGAACGAGUAUACCUCCAAGCGACAAAAGGGUCCCAUCGUCGAGGUCAAGCGCCUCAAAUCUCAACCCCAGCCAGGGUCCACGAAAAAACAGUACGGGUUCGAACGCCUGCGAUUCGAGCGAUGUACCGCGAACAACGGCACGCAACGGGGCGCACAGGAGAAGUUCCUAGUGCGCGCCAGCCUGUACGUCAAACUGGACCAAGGAGACGGCCAAGAGUCAGACUGGAAGUGUAUCCGCUACAACGAGUCGCCCGGUGUGAUUCUGCGUGGUUGUGCUCCCUGCCAUUCCACAACCAAAAAGUCCUCUUCUCAAGCAGAUCAGGCUACGUCUCCCGCGCUGACGUAUUCGAGCUCUCUGAGCGCUUCAGAUGUCGGGUCGCCUUUCCCGCUAGCUUACUCUUCCUCGGUUGGCCCCACGCGGAACCUCCUCACGCGACACGGACAGGAAGCGCACCCCCAUCGCUUCGAUCCUCUUUUGAGGCCUUCGAUCGCUGCCGAACUUGCCGCUCGAGCACCUUGUUGGUGGUAG
Messenger RNA from Fonsecaea pedrosoi CBS 271.37, 1353 nucleotides. RefSeq lists its product as uncharacterized. Lineage: Eukaryota; Fungi; Ascomycota; Eurotiomycetes; Chaetothyriales; Herpotrichiellaceae. The record is from RefSeq and is a predicted model, not a curated record. Gene Ontology annotation, biological process: meiotic cell cycle; positive regulation of transcription by RNA polymerase II. The coding region runs from base 1 to 1353 and encodes 450 amino acids. Gene Ontology annotation, molecular function: DNA binding; DNA-binding transcription factor activity. Gene Ontology annotation, cellular component: nuclear chromosome. The transcript is spliced from 2 exons.